Molecule: messenger RNA, 1437 nt
Organism: Suillus subalutaceus
Lineage: Eukaryota; Fungi; Basidiomycota; Agaricomycetes; Boletales; Suillaceae
Exons: 15
Coding region: 1-1437 (478 amino acids)
Source: RefSeq, a predicted model, not a curated record
AUGUAUUGGGACAAUCCUGCUAUAAGACACUGUGAGCCGAGAGAGAGCUACAACUUCAAGCCCAAGCAGGCUGCUCUCGCUGCGGAGGCUUCACUGGAAGCUGGGUCAAGUCUCGAUAUGAUGGACCAGUCUUACAAUGGCUGCAACAUUCAGAUGGCAGCAAUGGUGACAUGGACAUGGACACGGACAGCGCCAGCAAUGAGGACCGUUACUCAGUUGAAUCCCAGCUACUCUCUGCCUAGGAAACAGCUGCCUGCACUAACAAACACGUAUCUCACUUGGAAGCAUAACAAUUCACUCAACAUCGCUCAAAUUUCGGCUCACAAGUUCCAGGUCACAGUGAUGCAUGUCUUUGAACUAGACUAUUUUCAUGAUAUCAUGCCACAGGAUGAAGAAGUCGUGAAUGUGUCUCUAUUGCAUGCAUUCACAAAGGUUUUGUGCACAAUACAUAAUGUCGAUUACGCGCAAAGAUUUCGUUAUCAAUUUUCAAUCACAUUCAAUGUCUACCUUCAACAUGGUUGUCCACCGUGCAUGUUUGAGCAACCUAAUGAAUGUCCACUGUAUCCUGCCAGUCUCAAAGCGAUGGAUGGGAACAAUUCCGCAAAACGCAUGGCAAAUGCUGGCAGUGCUGAUCCCCGCAUCUUUCCCAGCAGAUACAUGAUUCCCCUGGAUCAAGUUGACAUGUUCAAGGAUGAUGUGCAACUACAUCCUGGUGAAUGUGGAGCCGAUCAACUAAUGUUAUGUACUGACAACUGGAAAGCCACUAACUCAACCGAGGAGAACACCGUCCAUGUUUUUGAACAGACUGGUAUCUUCCUCUCUGCGUGUCGACAUGGAAUUGUCCAAACAGUCACUAAGAUGUGUCGCAGUGGCAAGCUUGCGAAAUAUCCUCUCACGACCAUAAACAAGCUUCUCGACAUCUUCGACUUGCAUUUUGACCAAUGGGACAUGGAUAAAUAUUUGGAACUCAGCCGCUUUAUUUUCAAUAACUACAAACAAGUGGUUACCCUGAUUAAUGAUUUCACUCAAGAACUCAAUGCCAUGGAUCUCAAAACUUGGGUAACCGAAGAACUCGCAUAUAUGGAGUCCAUUGCAUCAGAGCCUGCACGUGACACUCUCACAGUCAAUUACGUCGAAGCGCUUGAGAAGCUCAACACAUACCAAAUGGACCAAUUUUUGACGUACUUGCCGUCAUCAUUCACACCUGACUCUGGGUUGAGUGUUGCAGCUUCACAAUCAACUAAGCAGGCACAAGCUAUAAACUUUGACGACAAAUAUCUUGAGCCAUCAUCAAACGAUUGGGUGCAAUUCAUACAGCACUGGACAAGUACAACAAGCUUGCUGUCACACAAAAUUUGCGAAGGCCAACACUACAAUAUACCUUGGAGCAAUACCACACAUUGUGGGAUGGCCGUCAAGUACUUCAAGAUUCUCUGA